AUGCCCCAGCCGGCUCCACUCUCUUCGUCGGGCCUGCGCAGCUCCAACUGGAGUUCGUCGGCACCGUCUGUUUCCCACAUUCGGCGAGGCGCCGUGAUGUAUCCCCCCGCCUCGCCUCUGCCUCUUCCUCUCCCUUUCUCCUCGCCGCUCGGCGUGACCUCCGCCGAACCCGGCCUUCAUAACUCUUCAGUCUCAGCCUGCGCUUCUUCCUCGUAUCCCUCGCCGGGGUUCGCGCCCAACGGGCUCGUCCCGACGCAGGCGUCUCCGUCGCGCGCCGCCCAGGGGACAGCCCGGGAGCGGCCGCUGGGCGCGAGCUGCCUCACAAGCGGCGCAGACGCGAGCAGAACUGUCGCAGCUGCCGGCGCUAUGCUGCAGUACGCCGCGGCGCAGUGGGAGCUGCGCGCCUCGCAGGGCGAGGUGCUUGUCGCUGCGCUCCAGAGUGCGCUGGAGAAGGAAGCAACGACGCGCGCGCGCGUGGAGGAGCUCGAGGCGGAGCUCGCUGCGCAGGAGCGGCGGACGCAGGUGGAGGAACACCGGAGAGAAGAAGAGAAAGAGGCGCAGCGAGAGAAGGACGCACUCGCGGCGCAAGUCGCAGACCUCAAGGAGAAGCUCCGCGCCGCCUCACAGGACGCUAAAGACCGGCAGAUGAAGGUCGAGGAGGAGCUCGCAGUCCUGCGCGGCGAACUGCGGCGCAGAGAAGAAGAACUCUCUGAACAGAUGCUGCAGCUCGAAAAAAUCCACCUGACAAAUCAGGGACUCGAGCAGCAAGUCAGCGAGCUGCUUUCAUAUCUCGAAGACGCGUCCUCGUCUCAGGAGGCGGAGGCGAGCGAGUCGCGGGCGCCGACAGGCGCUUCUGAAGGCGCGAAGGAGCCGGGCGGAGACUUUGUCGCCUCGGCCUCUGUUGAAGCGAAGGUGGCGACGCAGCUCGCCAGGAUGCGGUCGCUGCUCGAGGAGACAGAGCGAAGGGAGAAGGCGAUGCGCGAGGAGAAGCAGGCACUCGAACGCGCGCUGGAGGAAGAGCGGCAGCAGAAGAACGCACUGGAAGACGCGCAAGAGGCGCAGACUCAGGUCCAGGAGACGGAGCGAGCCUCGCGCGAAGCGGUGGAGGCGGAGCUCAGCGAGGCCAAGCGACGUUUGGAUGCUGCCGAGAAGAAGCUUGAGGAAGCGAAAACGCAUGCGCUGCACAGCGAGGAAGAGGCCCGCGCCCACCGCGAAACCGCAGACAAGCAGCUGGUUGCGGCGGAGGAAAAGAUAAAGUCGCUAGAAGCCGAGGUGGCGCAGAAUGCGAAAGCGAUGCAGGAGACUGCGCGCGAACGGAGCGGCGUGGAGGAGGAAAGGGAGAAGGAACGGCGAGAGAAGGAAGAUAUCAUCGCCGCCCUACAGGCGCAGCUGCGCGACGAGAAGCGUGCGCGAGAGAGGGAGACGCAGCGCCACGAAGACGCCGAGAGAGAAGAGCGCACGAAGCUCGAGACGCUAAUCGCCGAUCUGGCGGCUGCCAAGGCAGCGCUGCAAGGCGCGAACGACGCACUGCAGAAGAAGCAGCUCGAGAUAGAAGCGGCGGCACAUGAGGCGCAAGCCAGUCGAGACCGCUUGAGGCGCGAGCUCGCGGAGGCUCGCCAGGCGCGUGAGGAGGCCCUCGAAGCGAGUGCGAAGGCACUCAGCGAGCGCGAAGAGGCGUGGCGGAAAGAGGCUCAAGACGAGAAGGAGCGGAUGGAGCGCGCCUUUAAGGAAGGCCUCGACGAGAAGGAGGCGACUCAGGCGGCGGCGUGCGCGGCGCUGCGCAGCGAGAUCGAGGCUAUGAAGGAGUCGCACGCGACGGAGACGCAGAAACUCAAACUCGACUUGCAGCAGACCGUGGAGGCGCACAAUGGCGAGAAGCUGCAGCUGCAAGAGGGCCUCGCGGAGGCGAACGCCCGCCUCAGCGAGCGCGCCGAGGAACUCUGCGCGCUCCAGGGCACGCUGGAAGAGGCUCGCGCGCAGCUCUCUGCGGCUCAGAAGGACCUGGAGGCUGAGCGAGGAGACAGUGAGAGCGACCAGCGCGCGAUGGCGGAAAGCAGCCGCGAGCCUGCCGCCGCGCGGCUCGAGGCGGAGUUGCAGCAGAGGGCGAAGGAGCUGGAGGAGAGCGCGCAGAGGCGAGAGAGAGAAGCGAAGGAGAGAGAUGACGAACGGCAAGCGUCCCUGCAGACUCUGGCGCAGCUAAAACAGGAGCAUGCUGAGGAGCUGCUAAGGAGCAGAGCAGACCGCGCGCGAGCCAUGGAGGCCGCGCAAAAGGCUUUUCGGCAAGUAGAGGCCGAUCUCAGGGUCCGACUAAGUGCGGCGGAAAGCGAGCUGGUUGACGUCAAGCAGAGACACAAGGAGCUGCAGACGCGCUUCGCGGGGGAGCAGCCUGUGCUGUUGGACUUACAGCUGAAGGUCAAUGUGCAGCGCGAGGAGCUGGCGAAGCUUUCGCGCGAGGCCGCGGAAGCUGAGAAGCAGAGCAAGGCACGCGAAGAAGCCCUGCGGCUCACCCUCGAAGACCUGCGUGCGCGGUACGAGCAGCUGGAGCGCAGCGUGGAGGCGCUGCAACAAGAGAACGCGAAGGAGGGCGUGGUGUGCAGGGCCGCGCAGCUGCGAGUCAACAUGCUGCACAGCCAGCUCCUGCAGCUGGAGCGCGUGAAGCGCGAGCUCGAGCGGCUGGUCGCCUCUGAAGCCGCGAGAGGCGAGGGCGAGGAGGAAGACAUAGAUCUCGAGUUCGCAGACGCGCACGAAGAACUCGACGCCGAGCUCCGCGACGCAUCGGCGCAGGACGUGGAGGAGACUGCGACCGCGCGCGGCGAGGCAGACGACGGGGCGGCCUUUCCGGCCGCCCCGUCGUCUGCCUCGCCUCGAAAAGAAGAGGAGGGCCUGCAAGCCGUCGGCGCGCGCCGGCGUGCAGUCGGUAGGGGGCGACGGAGGAAAACGGUGAGUGCAAGCGACCACGAAGACCUCGCGGAGAGGAGCGACGAGCGACGGCACGAGCCGCAGGCAGACGAGACGAGGCCUGAGGACGCGGCGGCGGCGCCUGCGUCAGACACAGAGGAUCGCGCGCCUCAUGACGGCGAGCAGCAGGAGCCGCAACUGCAUGCGCGUGCCUCCGACGACGGGGAGAGCCAGCAGGGAGAGCCCCUCGGUGCAGCAUCGACCACCGGACUGGGCAACCGGCGCUCGCGCUCCUCCUCGCCUCUUCGAAACGCGCGUCCAGUCAAGCGACAGAAAGCGGCAGUGAGCAGCGAAGCAGAUGGCGCUGCGAGCCCGGUUCUGGCGUCGAAGGGCGUUCCGCCUUCGCUGCUCCAGGAAGCCGAGGCUGGCGCGCGGGCUGAGACUGCAGACGCCCCGAGUGACGCAGCCGACGAGGCGGAGCCGCUGCGACGGGGCAGGCGCGCGGCGAGGCGAGAGCGAAGCAAAGGCGCCAGAGAAGCCGAGCCGCAUGCCCCCGGUGAAGCUCAGGACUCUCACGGAGAGUCAGGCGCCCAGUCUGCGGCGUCGGAGGGCGAGGGGGGAGACUCUGCAAGUCACGCGCCUUCGCCUCGGGAGCGGCUCACCCUGCGGCCGUCGCAAAGCGCUUCACCGGCGUCGGCGUCUGCGGGCGCUUCGGCGGCGGAAGGCUCGGGGGUAGCGCGAAGCGCGCGACGCCGUCAUGCAGCACGCGGCUCGCAGGAUAUGCCUGCGUCUUCUCCGUCGCCGUUGGCGUCGGGCGCGAGUUCGCCGCCUCUGGCGCUGUAUCUGACUCUGGCGGAUGACGUCCCCUCUUCGGCGCAGGCGCCCUCGCAGCGCGUCUCCGCUGCUCAUGGCGGAGACGAGGCCGCAGAAGGCGAGAAGGCGGCCGAGGAGCUUCAUGCUGCCGGCGCGAGCCGCGAGAUGAGCAGCGGAGGCGAAGGAGAGCCCCAAGCGAGAGCGAGCGAGUCGCGGGGAAGAGGAAGAAGAAGGAGGGUGGCGCCAGAGCACAAAGAAGAAGGCAAACGCGAAAAAGACGUGACUCCGCGGGAGGCAAAGCGAGGCAGCCGCAGCGGCCGAGGCAGGAGACAAGCCGUCGCUGUGUCGGAUGACGGCGAGUAG
This is a messenger RNA of Besnoitia besnoiti, 4074 nucleotides long. RefSeq lists its product as uncharacterized. The coding region runs from base 1 to 4074 and encodes 1357 amino acids. The transcript has 6 exons. The record is from RefSeq and is a predicted model, not a curated record. Lineage: Eukaryota; Apicomplexa; Conoidasida; Eucoccidiorida; Sarcocystidae.